Camellia sinensis is the source of this 1649-nucleotide messenger RNA. The record is from RefSeq and is a predicted model, not a curated record. Lineage: Eukaryota; Viridiplantae; Streptophyta; Magnoliopsida; Ericales; Theaceae.
AUGGUGAUGAUGAUGACAAUCGACGGCAUGACGAUCUUGCAGAACACCGGCGGUGGCUACGGUUUUGCAAUUUAUAUCCUGGAAAAUGGCAAUAAACAAAAACAAGAGGGGGAGGCAAGUAGCAAGAAGGUGAGGCUUGCAGACUACUUUGAUGUAAUCGCAGGAACAAGUGCAGGGGCACUUAUCACAUCUUUGCUUGCUUUACCUGAAUCAAUUGAAAUUGAUGCUUCAAAACAAAUUGUUGGCCAAUUACCACGACCUCGCACUGCAGAAGAAAUUACUGAAUUGCUCUGUGACAAAGGCCCUAUAAUCUUCGAAAAGGAAACUUCCAAACAAGUCGCCGGCACAACAACCAGUAAUCAAACCAACAAGGCGGCUCUGGAUUUCGUCGACCGAUUUAAAAAAAAGUGCCACGACAUCUUGGAAAGUGCCGGGAAGAAAGUAGAAGCUGCAAUAAAGGCAGCGGUUGACACAGUUUACACUGGGGAACAUCUUAAUGAGGUUGCUGGGGAACUGUUGGGAAAAGAUACUCUGUUAAAGGACCUAUCAACCAAUAUUGUCAUCCCAACUUAUGACGUCAAUAAACUUCGUCCAGUUGUCUUCACUACCCGACUAGCUAAGGAACAAAAUUCAAAGAUAACAUUGAGGGAUAUAGUUGUGAGCUCAGCUUCUGCUCCAUAUUUUUUCCCUCCCAAAAAAUUUGAAGCCGAUGGAGAACAGUACAAUCUCGUUGAUGGUGGCCUCUUCGCUAACAAUCCUACAAUGUUAGCCAUAAGAGAAGCAAGCAAGUUGUUUCCAGAAGCAGGGGACUACAGUAAUUAUCUAAUACUAUCACUUGGAACUGGAAAGGAAAAGCUUUCGGGUGAUAGGACUAUUCUAACUGGUGGAAUCGUUGAUUGGCUCAUUGGUUUAGAAGCCAUUGUUGCUCUCAAGAUCAAAACGCCGCCGUUAGUGGAUGUCUUUUUUAGAGUCUCAGAGGAUGUUGCAGAUAUCAUGACUUCUCACACCCUUGGCGAACGUAAUCUCCGUCGCAAUUACCUCCGAAUCCAGGAUUACGAAAUGAAGGAAGAGCAUGCAGAGAUGGACAACACGCAUCAGGAGAACCUUGAAAACCUAAAAAAGAUUGGCAAUGACCUUAUUUCGAGAUAUGUUGCAAUCCCUAACUCGGAAACUGGUUUGCCUAGUGUAAUAUUUGAAGAAGUUGAAGAGAAAAUUUCCCCCAACUUACUUCCACCAAAAAACCAAGAUGAGCUCAAACGUUUUGCUAAAAGACUGUACCAUGAAAGGAGACGUCGUACACUAUAUAAGAAGUGUUUUGGCCUCAUUAACAAUCGAUCUUUGGUGGCAAUUGUGGCACUGAUAUGUUUUAUGUUCAUGGUUUGCUUUGGAGCUCGUCGUGUUGGAUUCAUUUGAUUCAAAGAAGAAGUGUUUCUAUCUCUGUAGCUACUAAUGAUGUUGGUUUGGUGUCAAUAAGAAGUGUUGUUAUUUCCUUAUUUAUUUAUUUAUUUAUUAUUAUUAUUAUAAAAAUAAAUAAAUAAAACGAGAGAGAAAGAGAGAGAAGGAUAACCUCUCCAUUAAUUGACUGUCAAAAAUUCAUCUGUGUAAAAAGAUAUUGCUUUCUUCUAAUUAUGUCUUCUUAUUCAUGUUUA